Molecule: messenger RNA, 1957 nt
Organism: Trichobilharzia regenti
Lineage: Eukaryota; Metazoa; Platyhelminthes; Trematoda; Strigeidida; Schistosomatidae
Source: the annotation of a GenBank genome assembly
CCACUUUUCCUUUCGUGUGCUGUGAUCGAUAAUAUGGUCAGACUGCUCACUACUAAUCGAAUAGGAUCAGCUAUUAAGUCGAUUUCACGCCACUUAUCAACAACUGGUAAUCUUUUUAAGGCUGAUGUGGUUGUUAUUGGGUCGGGUCCUGGGGGAUAUGUUGCUUCCAUAAAGGCUGCACAGUUAGGCAUGAAGACGGUCUGUGUUGAAAAGAAUGAUACAUUAGGAGGGACAUGUCUGAAUGUUGGUUGUAUUCCUAGCAAGGCGCUUCUAAACAAUUCGUACUUGUACCAUCUUACACACUCAGAAAUGAAGAAUCGUGGAAUUGAUAUUGAAGGCUGCAAGUUAAACCUCCCAGUUAUGUUACAAGCGAAAGAAAAAGCUGUUUCAAGUUUGACCGGGGGAAUAGCAUAUUUGUUUAAACAAAAUAAGGUUGAUCAUGUCAAAGGUGUUGGUUCAAUUGUUAGUCCCAAUGAAGUUUUGGUUAAAUGUACAGAUGGCAGUGAAAAGCGACUAGAAACUGAACGUAUCCUCAUUGCAACUGGCAGCGAAGUGACUCCAUUCCCCGGGAUUGAAAUUGAUGAACAGUCUAUUGUUUCAAGCACUGGAGCACUCUCUCUGACUAAGGUUCCUGAACAUCUUGUGGUUAUUGGAGCAGGAGUUAUUGGCGUUGAAUUAGGCUCUGUAUGGAAGCGGCUAGGUGCUGAAGUCACUUGUGUAGAAUUCCUUGGUCAUGUUGGUGGAAUGGGCAUUGAUAUGGAGAUAAGCAAAAACUUCCAGAAAAUACUAACUAAACAAGGUCUUAAAUUCCUUUUGAAUACUAAAGUUCUAUCAGCUUCAAAAUCUGGUAGUAAUAUCACAGUACAAUUAGAGGGUGUAAAAGAUGGUAAAUCUCAAAGUAUCGAUUGUGAUACUCUCCUGGUGUGUAUUGGAAGACGUCCAUACACCGCGGGUCUUGGCCUAGAGAAUGUUGGUAUCAAAUUAGAUGAGAAAGGUCGUAUUCCUGUGAAUAAAAACUUCCAGACUUCUGUACCAAGCAUUUAUGCUAUUGGUGAUUGUAUACCUGGACCAAUGUUAGCGCACAAAGCUGAAGAUGAGGGAAUAAUUUGUGUUGAAGGAAUGCUUGGCGGUGCUGUACACAUAGAUUACAAUUGUGUUCCUAGUGUUAUUUACACGCAUCCUGAAUGUGCUUGGGUUGGUAAAAAUGAAGAACAAUGCAAAGCGGAGAAUAUACCUUACAAGGUUGGUAAAUUUCCAAUGUCUGCAAAUUCAAGAGCCAAGACCAAUGAUGAACCUGAAGGACUUUUCAAAGCUUUAGCACAUAAAGAUACAGAUAGACUUCUAGGAGUACAUUUACUCGGCCCAUGUGCGGGUGAAUUAAUCAAUGAAGCUGUAUUAGCUAUGGAGUAUGGAGCUUCAGCAGAAGAUGUUGCACGUGUCUGUCAUGCUCAUCCGACUGUAUCUGAAGCUCUUCGGGAAGCCUGUCUCUCCGCCUAUUGUGGUAAAGCUAUCAAUUUCUCAUGAGGAGACAAUUCUCUACAACCAACCUAUAGUAUACUAACUGUCUUGUCUUAGAAUGAAAUCUUUCUACUCCUUCAGUUAAAAUACACGCACACACACACACUAAUUAAGUGCGCGCAUACAUGUAACCUAAUUUAGAAAUUAUAUUGAAUUUGCACCAAAAUAAUAUAUGCUGCCAUUUCGAGGUGUAAGCGAGUGAGUGAGUAAGUGAGUCAAGUAAGCCAGUUAAUGCGGCAUUUCACUCCUUUCAGACAACUUUUUAUUGUUUCGUUUUUCUUUUUCUCUGAUGAAAACCGGAAGAAAAACAUUAGUUUAUCCAUUAUUACUAUUAUUACUAUUACUGUUGCUACUACUUAAGCGGUCUUUGAACACAUGUAUGUAUGUACGUAUGUAUGUAUGUAAAGCAAUUUGUUUUUAAUACAGUAGUUAUUCAGUA